AUGUCAUUUGGAGAUGUUAAUUCGAUUCAUUUGCUUAAAAAACUUUUCGAUAAAUGUCAACGUGAUGAUGGAAACUCAUCUGAUUCUGAAGUUGAAGGCGAUUUUCCAUCAACUUCAGCAACUUUUGGACCGGGAAACAUCAAACCAAAGAAAAGCGAAAUAAAGAAAACAUUGGGAAAUUCUUUGAUGAAAAAAAUUGAUCCGGAAUCAACAGCAGGGUCGUUGGAAGAAUGGGAGAAGCAACAAGACGAGGAUAAAGAAAUUCUUGAUUCUCGUAAGCAACCUAAAUAUGAGAUUGUCUUCAAGCAAGCUGUCACAACAGAAGAUUUGUUCCUCCAAAUGGGACUUAAAACGCCAGCAACUGCAAGCUGCGAAGACAUGAUCGUAGAAGUCAAACUCGAUGAAGAAUCUGUUGGUAUCGAUGGAAUGGACUUAAAUGUUGAAACUCAAUCAAUUCUUCUUCAAACGCCAGUUUAUCGUUUGUCAUUAGCAUUGCCACACAAAGUUGAACCAAAAAAGAGUCGAGCUGAGUUUGAUAAAGACAAGAAAAUUCUCAAACUUACACUUCGUUUGAAUCGCGAAUAUGAUUUUGUCAAUUUCUAA
This is a messenger RNA of Clunio marinus, 603 nucleotides long. NCBI's taxonomy places the organism in Eukaryota, Metazoa, Arthropoda, Insecta, Diptera, Chironomidae. The record is from the annotation of a GenBank genome assembly.